UCUGUCUCCACCACCCAUCAUGUAGAAUCAAUGUAAUCAGUGAGUUUGCAAGACAAAAUAUCACGAGAUGUUUGAUCGGUAUAGGAGCUGAAACUAAGUAGAAUAAGCCAACGUUCGAUGUACGUAGUAUAGUACUUACGUGUGUACUAUACACAGGGCGCGUCGGCUGCUAGCGUUUCGCAUCAUCACAAUCAGACGUUUGCGGCGCUCUUGCUCCCUUUUCAAUCCCAUUGUCCCUUGCGUGAGGCUAUUUGCGAUAAGGCCUAUUGAGAUAGAGAGGAGGCCGGAGGAUCAAGGAGUCGAUCGUUUUCGCUUGACUUGUAUUUAAAUUUUAAAAUGUUUGAGUUACACAAAAAUAAGAAUGUUAUUGUCUUUUCAUGGCAUGGGAACAUAUGGUUUACGUGUGAAGUCAGCAUGGCAGUAUCGCAUGUGUCAGCUGUGAGGACGCUAUAUAGACAGAUUCUCCUGCUGCAUCGACGUCUUCCCCUAGAGAUGAAGGCUCUGGGAGAUGAAUAUGUGAAAGCAGAAUUCAGAAGGCACAAGAAUGUUAAAUCAGAAGAGGUCCAGAACUUCAUGAACGAAUGGCAGGGGUAUGCAGCAAUGUUAUCGGCUCAAACAGAAGGUGUGAAAUCUGAGGGUGAGGUCAAACGGGUUGGUUUGCACCUUGAUGGAAACCAAUUAGAAGACCUGAACGACAUCCAGGUCGGACAGCUCUAUGAACUCUAUCAAGAAACUAAAAAACCUUCCCAGUUUAUGCAGAAAGAAGACUCAUGACAGUACAAUGAUGUUUCUUCCUAGGAACAUGAAUUUCUGUUUUUUUGCAACUGUCCAGGCGAGACUGUAUUGGAAUCAGUGGAUGAUUCUGCAUAGAGACUUGAAGAUUUUACAGAAUGGUAUUCUUGCAAAUAAAGGAGUUUACAAGCAGGAAAGGACAUGAUUUAAUGGAUGACUAUGCAAAGUGACAUGAAGAACUGCAUCUUUGAAUAUAUCACAUCCAGGUGGACAUUCCUCAGGGCAUAGGAUUCUGAUAAAGAUUAAGAACAUUGUGACUUGUGUACAUCGUUUUCACAUGCCGUAUGUUUGCAGCAUUUUAAUUGAAAUUUUCACACCAUUUUGAAGGAAGUUCACUGUCGUUUUUUUUUUUUUAAUCAUUAUUGUUUUUACCCAAAUUUAACUUGUUGUCAGAGUUUGAUUGCCCUCUAAAAUAUAAUUCAACUAGAUGUACUUUUACUACCAAUCUACCAUGCCAGUUUGAAAUAGGAACUUGUAUCGCACUAUUAUAAGCCACAUAAUAUUCAGCUUGAAUUCUCAUCUCAAAAUGAAAAGACAUUAAGCUGGAAAUCUUUUAUUUUUUCCAACUAACAACAACUAACAACUAACAAUUUCAUGCUUCCACCCACUGAAGGUGGUGCCAGAGGCUUAAUGUUUUGUGUUUGUCAGCCCGUAUGUCUAUCCGCUUUCUCAUUACCGCAAUAUGUCAUAAAUCACUCAAGUUAUGAACUACAAACUUGGUGAUAGUAUGUAUCACCAUAGGAAGACGAUCUGAUUAGACUUUGGAGUUAGUAGGUCAAAGAUCAUAGAGGUCAAUUUCUGAAAUUAUAGGUUUUAGCCUCAAUGCGAUUUUUCAAGUACCACUUGAGGUAUGAACUUCAAAUUUGGGUUGAGUACAUGUAUGUAUCACCAUAGGGAGACAGUCCGAUCAGAUUUUUGGGUAAAAGGGUAAAAGAUAAAAUGUCAUAGAGGUCAAUUUUUGAAAUUACAGGGUGAAAUAUAAUUUAUCUUUAUAUCGUGACUCGUCAAGAACUGCUCCAGGUAUGAACUUCAACUUGGUGCAAAUAUGUAUCGCCAAAUGAAAACGAUCUGUUCAGAUUUUUGGGAAGAUUUAAAAAGAUGAAAUAUCAAAGGUAAUAGAGGUGAAUUUCAAUGAAAUCUCAGGGUUUUAGCCCUUUUAUUGCAAUGUCUCAUGGACAAUUUGAGCCAUGAACUUAGUGUACAUCACCAUAGUGAGACAAAUAUACACUGGAUUAGACAGGCCUGAUAAAUUCUUAAUUUGAAAAAAAAAAAAAAUCCUGAUUUUUUAAAUAUAUUUUUUAGUGCUCACUAGUCCCCAUCACCCCUGAUUAGAUUUUGAGUUAAAGAAGGUCAAAGGUCAACAAGUCUAUAACAUAGAUUGAAAGGUUUUUAACCUUGUUAUGGCCAAAUCAAUUUUUUUACCCUUGAACUUAGAAUCUGUAACUAGUAUGUGUCACUGUAGGGAGACAAGUCGUCACAAUUAGGGAUCGUCUGUCAAAAUUUGUAACAUUGUUAUAUACCAAGAAUAAUUAAAGUCGUGAAGUAAACUGAGGCAAAGGCAUAUUGGAGAUGCAGUUACAUAAUGAUACUAGUAUGUUGUGGUGAAAGAUUGUGUAAACUAGUCACCCGCACAUGCAGGAUUGGUUUUGGUUGAUAAUACUCUUUAUCUUGUAGUCUCCAAAAUCAUAUAUAAUUUUUCAUCUAUACCAAAUUGAGUGAAUUAUUAUGGAUGAAUGAGAAGGGCUUACCCCAGUUCACA
Messenger RNA from Strongylocentrotus purpuratus (purple sea urchin), 2551 nucleotides. Its product is annotated as succinate dehydrogenase assembly factor 3, mitochondrial. Gene Ontology annotation, biological process: mitochondrial respiratory chain complex II assembly; succinate metabolic process. Gene Ontology annotation, cellular component: mitochondrion; mitochondrial intermembrane space. The record is from RefSeq and is a predicted model, not a curated record. The transcript has 3 exons. Lineage: Eukaryota; Metazoa; Echinodermata; Echinoidea; Camarodonta; Strongylocentrotidae. The coding region runs from base 337 to 774 and encodes 145 amino acids.